This is a messenger RNA of Pocillopora meandrina, 5388 nucleotides long. Lineage: Eukaryota; Metazoa; Cnidaria; Anthozoa; Scleractinia; Pocilloporidae. The record is from the annotation of a GenBank genome assembly.
AUGUUUCGUAAACAAGAACAUGGCUGCUCAGACUGUGACAUUCGAUGUUUUGGUGUAAAGCGGUACUUUCGUAAUCCUUAUUAAAAUAAUCGGGAUGGAAAAGUUAAGUGAUGAAAUCUUAGUAAGGAUUUUUAGUUUCUUAUCUGCUCGAGAUCUUUGUAGGUGCUCCCAGGUGAGAAAUAUGGUUAGUUGUUUGAUAUUUCCAGCAUACGGUGUCUCUCACUGAAAGUUUAAAUUUAUCGGAGAUGUUGAACAUGUACCGUAAUUAUUGUUUUACUUUAGGUUUGCUCUAGUUGGUGUCGUCUUUCAGACGAUUUUCAUUUGUAUCCUUUCCGCGGUUUAUUUCUCAGUUCAGGAACAGCUGGACAUUUAACGCUUCAGACAAGCUCAAGAUGACGAAACACUUCUUCUGUUGUUUCGCGUAAAUCUGUUUUCACUUAUUAUCGAUUUACUUGACGUAUUUUUUAAGCUUAUAUCGUAGUCAAGGUUACUAUUUAACUUUAGGACAGGUCACUUUAUCCUACCUUCGUUAAAUAGUCUAUACUCAUUAACCAAAGUAAUAAAAGGCUGCACUUUCCUUAAUAAACAACUACCCGUUUAUUUACAGAUGGAAAAAGUUGUUUAUAGAAUCAUUUGACAAAUUCAUUUCUGAUUCUUCCUACUAUAAGAAUUUGUUUCCAACCCAGUGGAAAGAAUUGUUUAUUACUCGGUCAAACUGGUUAAGUGGACACUGUCAUGUUCAAAGUCUUCAUAAAAAGGCAAUGAACCAAGAAAAAACUGAACCCACCAAAGUUGUGUGCUUGAAAAUAUCAAACUGUGGUGGGAGUGUUUUAGCAAGCGUCAACCAAGACUCAAAGUUGGUUCAUAUGUGGAGUUUGAUUCACAAGAAGUCUCUUCAUGUUGUACAGUGUGAAAGUGUUAUUGGUUGUGUAGACUUUGGAAAUGAACGCUCACAAAACCUUCUGGCUAUUGGUCUCUAUAGAAACAAGGUAAGAAUAUGUUUUAUUUGAGAUAAAAGAUAAAGUUUUGUAAUAACCUUUUGAAUGAAAGACUGUAAGCAUAACUUUAAUGGAAUUAUUCUGUCUUCCCAGUACAUGUUUAAAAUAUCAGUCAUGCUAUAUAUUAACUAAAUUUAAAAAUUGAAACUUAUUGUUUCCUAGUUCAUUCUUUGGGACUUCCACAAGAGAAGGAUUAUCCUAAGCAGAACAAAUAUAACAGAAGUGGCAAGGGAUCAAAUAGAGAGUCCAAGAGAUACUGGUUUCCCACCUGCUAUGGCUGUGUGUCGGGUCAAUCUGGUGGAUAAUAAACUUGCUACUGUUACUUCUCAGUGUGUUGUCAAAGUGUGGCACUUGGAUCUUAAUCAGCUGGGACCAAUAUCUUGUACUUGUUUGCAUACCCUUGCAACCUUUAAACCAAGGUAAAUAUUGAAGUUGUAUCAUCUUGAGAAAGAAGUCUCUGGGAUGUCUUUAAACACCCCUUUUUUAAAUCAUAGGCUUUUUCUUGAAAUUUUUCUAAUUAAGAGUAAUUAAAGACAGGCAAUUAUUGUGCCAUUGACAUGUCCUAUGAUUAAAGAAAAAGUUAUGGUUUAGACUUAAAUGAUACUUAGAUUCAGCAAAAUUGUAGCAUUUCUUUUCCUUCAUGAUAACAUGUCACUUGCUCUAUAUUGGUAAAGUACAAUUCAUAUUUAUUUAGAAACAUUUCAACUUAAAGCUAAUUACAACUUAGUUAUGUUCUUGUUUUCUUUUCACCUUUAGGUGUUCUGUUCUAGACAUUCAACUGAAGAAUGGAGGGAAUGAUGUCUGGUCUGUGUCCAUUUCACAUGCUGCAGAAGUUCUAGAAAACUGGAAUCUCAUUGGUUUUCAGGUGCAAGGAAACUUUUAAUUGCUCUCAACUGUUAUUUUGAACAUAGGGUUACAGACCCUCUUGCCUGUCUACCAUCCCACUUUCAUGGCACAAUUGUGAAUCUUCUAUUAAUUAUGAAUUAUCAGGGAUUAAUAAGCUAUGGACCUAUUCAGUGAUACAUGUGGAAAUUUUCCACUUUGGUCAUUUAUAGAGAACAUGUUAAUUAAUCCCAAACAGUACAAGAAGUCAAAAUUAGAUUGAUUGACAAGAAAGUUGCAAAAAGUAGAGCAGUAAAAAAAUGGCAAACAGAUGGCAAUAAGUAGGAACAUUCUGCCUCUGCCCAAUCAGUGUUUGAAGGAGAACGUUAGGAACAAAAACACUCAACAAAGCACAAAUAACUUGAUGAAAGUCUGAAAGUCUAUGGCUUCUCAAAACAGCUAUGUUAAAGUAUUGAAAAGUAUGUAGAGGAGACUCUGCACAAAUUCUUCAGGAGUUUUAUGCAACAGAUAACAGAAAAGAGGGAUAGAUAGUGAACCUUAUUACUCUAAACCUACUGAAUGGUACCCUACAGAGAAAGAGGACAAACACUUUUUUAUUUUCAAUGAAGAGUUAAAAAGCUUAAAGGAAAUUCAUAAGGCAAUAGCCCAGCUUCUGUGACAAUAAAGCAGAGCAGAGGAAAGUACGUAGGGUCAAUUUUUUUACAUUUUGGUUUUUUAAAAAGUAAUUUCAUGGCUGAUUUUGUGAAAUGUGGGAUAAAUGAGCACUGGUAAAUGUUUUGUAUCCUUUAAAAAAUUUACUUGCGAUGAUUUUCAUCAGACUGUAAGAUUUCAAGGUCAUUCACUCAUUGAGGAAGAUCCUGGAGUCACUUUUGAGGAAGGUAAUACAGUUCAUGAUAUGAUAUGGUUUGACAUCCAAGAGUCCUUUUCUUCUCUUUUUAUUCUUAAUUUUGAGUCAAUGUUAUUCAUAGACAAUAACUGCUUAAUAAUAGUUAUAUUCCCCCCUGUUGAAGAAUCUGUUGAUGAUGAAGACGAUUGUGUAACAGCCAAAAUGCAAACAUGGACAGGAAUACAAAAAGAGGUAAGAAGUUAUCUCUGGAAAAAAAAGCUGAUUUUUUAAUUGACAAACGUCACUGGCAAGUUAUUGUUUAACCAGUUGCUAAGCUCACCCUCAAAAUGGUUCAAGUUAUAUUUUAUAACAAUGGAUUGUUGUCUCUCUUUACAGCAAAUGGGCUCCAGAACAUUUGUAUCUUGCCUGUCCAUCAGUCCUUGUACAAAACUGGUCACUUCUGGACAAAAUGACAACACUAUUACACUUUGGGACACUGCUACUCAAUGUUCUAGGCACAUUCUAUUUGGACACACAGGUAUUUGUAAUACUUUAUUGCACUGGACAUUGGUAAACCUCAAGUAAACUUAGAAAUCAUCUUAACUUUUUAAGUUAUUACAAACUUGGCUAAAACCCAAUUCCACAGCCAGUGACUUAGUUUUUGUGUGAAUACUAUUUAGUUAAGCUUAUGAUAAGUUGUUAAAUGAUGGAAGAGUGUAACAUUUAACUACAAUGAUGGAAGAGUGUAACUCUUAACUAAUUAUUGUUAUUAUUAACAAUAAUGCUGGUCAGGUGCUGUGACGUGUACAGAUGUAGAUAUGCAUAAGGUUGUUAGUGGAUCAAAUGACAGAACUGUUAAGGUAACAUGUGUGCAUUUUGAUAUAUUAAGCAUUCAUUUACCAUGUUUCUUCUUUCUAAAUUUCAAGUGCUGGUGAUUUUUGGUGUAAUUGGGUACUGUAAGAUGUUCCGUGUUGCAUCUGUUCAGUGAUGCAUCACAGGUGACAUCAAUUUUGGGGUCAGUAGUAUUAGAGAAAGCCAUUUCCAUUUGUGGAUAUUAGUAAAUAAACCACUGGGAAAUUCAACCAUUUUUGAUGUUUAAAGAUUCUAACUUCAUGCACAACCAGUCAUAAACAACUUCAGGAACAUUUUUCUUAAGUUUACAAACUUUAUUUACAGACUUCAUUUUUAGUCAGGACCAGCCACUUGUAAAGAACAUCAUGAUUAUAACCUUUGUUCAUUUUUGUUCCAGCCAUUCAGACAAUUUUUUUUCGGUAAAUAUAGGUUUGGUCCUUAGAAAAUGGUGAUUGUCAGUUAACCCUUCCUGGUGAUCAUACUUCUGGAGUCUCUUGUGUUACAUUCAAUGAUCAGUGGGUUAUUAGUGGUGACUCUUCUGGAGAGAUCAAGGUAAACUAUUAUCAUCAUGGUAAUUUUUUGUCUAGCACUAACUCAGAAGCUUUUUAUCUUAGUUUGUUCUCAUCAUUAUUAUUUCCAUCAAAUGAAUAAAGGGGGUAAGUUUCUAAAGAAACUGUGGAUCUGUGUUAGUGAGAGAGUAUAACAGGGUAAUUUAGUAUUAUCAUUACUGAGCUGAUAAUGUAAAUUGUCCUCCUUAAAGAGUCUUAGUGCUGAUGUUUCGAGCAUUAUCCCUUUGUCAGAGCAAAGGACUAAUGCUCUAAAUUUCAGCUUUGAGACUUUUUGUGGUGGCUAAUCUAAGUUGUUAUUUUCACCAUUCCUGUUAUAAUCUUCCAUAGAUCAUUUUUGUCUCUAUCAUACACAAUCCUUCAUUCUCAAUUUUUUAUUAAUACCCACUUGUUUCUUUUAUGUAAAUUAUUUUUCUGGUCUGUAGGUGUGGGAUUUUGCUGUUAACAGUCUGUCUGUAUUGCAAAGUUAAGACCUGCCAUCACAACAAAAUCAAGUUCUUCGACAUCAGAUAUGUAUCUUUGAUCAAAAAGAUAGGGAAGCUUUUCAGUUCAAUUUAUUUAUUACUCCAGACCUAUUAGCCCUUAAGUUGUAACCCUUGUUUAUAAAUUUGAACUGACACAGUUAUCAAUAGGACUAUUUGUUUUUAUUAAUACCUUUUAGACAAAAAAUAAAACAUUUAAUUGAAUAGGAGCAGAACUAAAUAGCAUUUCAAUUUCAAAUUUUUAUGAUUUUGCCCAUAGACAAUACAUAUGUAAUGCAAAUACUACAAUCUAUACAUCAUAAUACAACAGUAUAGUUUUAACAAUUUUUAAUUCCUAGUAUUAUCUAGGAUUAUUGUUGAUAAAUUGUUUCUUACAUUUUUAAUCAAGGUUUGUUCAGUAUCUUUCUUUCCAUUUAUAAUAAACUAGUGUUACUUCAGAAGCAGAACAUAGCAAUUUAGUUAAGCUAGGGGUACUUUUAGUAUAGUGAAGAACAAGCUACAUUUAUUUGUUGAGAAAAGAAAACAGAAUUUAUAUGUGGCUCCUUAGAAGGAUUAUUAUAAGUCUCUUUUUCUUUGAUAAGUAUAACAAGUAUCCAUAAGUUUUCUUUUCUGAAUAUUCUUUGUUUAUUCAAAUUAUAUAUGUAUAUAUCAUGGAGAGAGAGAUAUAUAUUUAUAUAAUAAGCUCAGUUAUGCACUCAUUCUGAUUGGUUCUCACUUAUGAUCUGUUGGAGGACAGACAUAUAGAUGAUGUCAUCAUUGAAACUUUUUUAAAUUCUUUUUUAUAUAAAACAAAUAGAUUCCAAGUUGCUGUGCAUCUGUUC